Messenger RNA from Strongylus vulgaris, 390 nucleotides. The record is from the annotation of a GenBank genome assembly. Lineage: Eukaryota; Metazoa; Nematoda; Chromadorea; Rhabditida; Strongylidae.
AUGCAAUUUUCCAUAGCUCCAUCUCCUAUUGGCCUGCAGUGUUUGCUUGGUUGGGUAUCGUACUCUCGGAAAGGGCAUUGCGCCAUGAGAUCCUCGUCGCUCGACAACGUGCCAACCGCUCAUACGGUAGUUGACCUCGUUCGAUCCUUCUGGACUUCGUUGGCUACCUGUUGCUUUACACCAUGUGGGUUUGAUCGACAUUAUCUCUGUGCCUAUGGCCAAGAUCUGCUCUCUUGCUGCUUCCUUGCGAAUGAGUUUAAAACCUCUUCUAUUAUUGCACUAUUUCGUACGAUGUCUGGCGGAGCUCGUCCUACUCCGCCCUCCUAUAGAAAGCUGCUGGCAUUCUCUUCUCCUGCUAGCAGGCACCCGUCCCGUGGCUACACACCAUGA